GGGUUGCCUGUCAAAUAGCGUUAUUUAAAGUAAAGUAUAGCAUUUCGUAGAAGCAAAGAUAUUUUCUAUGAAUUGUAGUAGUCUACACGGAACAUUUGUAUAUAAUUUAGUGGAUUGUAGAAACAAGUGUUACUGACAGUAAAGAACUUGCGAUGCUCGACUAUUUAAUUAAUCAUUACAUUGCAUCGCCACAAACUUCGCAAAAACUUCUAGCAAUGAGUCAUUUGACAAUAUUGUUUUUUACUGUCACGAUACAAAAUCCAAUAUCACAUUGCUACACAAAUACAUAAUUGUGAUAAAUAUACACGUACGCGAAUUUCCUUUCAGUAUGUUUAAAUGUAGUUGUGUUGCAAAUGUGCCACAAUCUAGCACUUUACAUGGACUUUUAUCUACUUAAUUAUACAUGGUAGCGUACACAACUAUUUGUAGGAAAGUAUUGGGACAAAUAUGUACUUGAACAGUUCGUGCUUCCGAGUUUGUUCGGGAUAGUCGUUACGACAUACCUUAACUGUGAUCGUGUUCCAGGCACAGAUUGUAGAUAAAUUGCAGAACACGUUUGCAGCGAUGGCCGACGAAAGAUUUGAUCUUUGCGAAUGCAUAUGGAACCAUGAAUUGGCGACGCAACGCCUACUCGCUAUCUUGAGGCAGAGCCAGAAUUACUGUACGGAGACUGAAUGUUUCUUGCCGGGAUCACGCGACGUUCAAGAGUCCUCAGACUUUCUCACGACUUGUUUAAUUAUUGCAUUCGGGAUCAUUAUGUACGUUCUUAGACCGAACUCGCUUCGUCGAUUGAGAAACGACAAUGCUAAAGAUUCAGAUAACAGACGUGAUUCAAACGAUGACCCUCCUGCACCGCCACCAACAGCGUUUUAAAACGAUAACAAUGAUAGCAAUAUGAUAACGCGAUAUGUUUUCGUGUGAAUUUUCAUGACAGAAUCUCAUGAGUUCAUGAAAAAAGCGGGAGUAGAGAAAGGAUAAUAACGAUUUGUCCAAUUUAUAUAGCACUUGAAUACAUAGACUGCUACUAAGGAAUGUAAUUUCUUAUAUACACUAGAAAGCAUAAUUUAUACAAAUUCUUUCUCUCUCUCACUUUUUCCUUCAGUCUUAUUACUAAUCUCUAUCGCAUACCGGGAGUAUGCGUGAAAAAUUCUAUAAGAAUAUUUUCAUUAAGUUAACCAAAUGAAAAAAAGAUAAAAUCGAAAAUCUAAUACUUCGUCGCGAGCGAGCUAAAAGUAAACUUUCGCGAGCACAUUCAUUUAAAAAACACACUGAAUUGUGGCAACCUGAAAUAAAUUGCCUUGUAUUAGAUUCUUACAAUAAUUGCAUCUAAUAAUCAUCACGAAAAGUUUUAAAUGUAUUUUGAUAUCUGAUGUUAUUGUAAAUAGCCUGAGUACCUGCAAUACAAUAGUAAUGUUGCAUUACGGUAUUUAUGUUAGUAUUGAUAUAAUAUUAUUGGAAAAAUGUAAAUUGGAAUUUUAUGGCGAAUUUAAAUAAUGUUAGACAAAGCGAAUGUCAUCUAUCGAUACCUGUUUAUUUUUAUUUUUUGCGCAUUGUAUAACCAUAGUAUAUAUUAAGGAGUUUUUCUUUCAUUUUGUUUUAUUAUUUUUUUUUUUUCAAGGGAAUGGUGCGAUCAGGAUAGAAAACUAGAUAUGAAUAUAGCAGUAUUACAGAUAAUUCAUUCGAUAUGAAUAAAGAAAAUUGAGUAUUUAGAAAAAAUUUUCGAUAAGUUGCGAAAUUGUUCAUUUUCUCUUUCCUCGAAUUAGUAAAAAUUUAAGCUUCGAGAAGUAGUAAUUUAAGAAUAGAACUUAACGACUGUCUGCGCUGAGAACGAAAUAAGGCAUUUACGAUAUAUUUAAAUGAAUUUAUCUCUUCCACUGUUGUACAUUCCCAUAUCAAAUUUUCGACAAUAAAAUAAAUAUCGUGCAUUCUACAUAA
Hylaeus volcanicus is the source of this 1935-nucleotide messenger RNA. RefSeq names its product small integral membrane protein 14. The transcript is spliced from 5 exons. The record is from RefSeq and is a predicted model, not a curated record. The coding region runs from base 565 to 873 and encodes 102 amino acids. NCBI's taxonomy places the organism in Eukaryota, Metazoa, Arthropoda, Insecta, Hymenoptera, Colletidae. Gene Ontology annotation, cellular component: endoplasmic reticulum.